Paralichthys olivaceus (Japanese flounder) is the source of this 1834-nucleotide messenger RNA. The record is from RefSeq and is a predicted model, not a curated record. NCBI's taxonomy places the organism in Eukaryota, Metazoa, Chordata, Actinopteri, Pleuronectiformes, Paralichthyidae.
GCGCACGUGGGACUGGAAGGCAAUGAGAAGGCAGAUUUAUUGGCGGAACAGUCAUUAAAACAAGCGUCAAUCGACAUACAGGCAUAGCUGUUCAACUAGCUGCUUGUGAUUCCUUGUGAACCUGUGCAUCAUCUGGGUUGUGAGACGUCUCGCUACAAUCAAUACUCCAGAGGAGAAGCAGAAGCAGCCGUCCCCAGCAGCCCUUCUACCCCCCCCCGCAGACUCCAGCAGCUCGAGCAGGAUGGAGGCGUCGUUCGGCCCGACCUUCUCAGCCGUGGCUGCUGGAACUAAAGCAGAAGGGUCCACCACCUACAAGCAGCACAGAAGAACGCCCUCCUCCUCUAGUACUCUAACCUACUCCCCUCGGGAUGAUGACGAUGGAAUGCCUCUCAUUGGUACUCCUCGGAGGUCUGAUUCAGCCAUCUCAGUCCGAUCUCUCCAUUCCGAGUCCAACAUGUCUCUGCGCUCCACGUUCUCUCUGCACGAAGAGGAGGAGGACACGGAGCCCCAGGUGUUCGCUGAACAGCCGUCAGUAAAACUGUGCUGUCAGCUCUGCUGUAAUGUCUUUAAAGACCCUGUCAUCACUACGUGUGGGCACACCUUCUGCAGACGAUGUGCCUUGACUUCAGACAAGUGCCCAGUGGAUGCUGCUAAACUAACAGUUGUGGUAAACAACAUCGCAGUGGCCGAGCAGAUAGGAGAGCUCUUCAUCCACUGUAAAUACGGCUGCAGGGCCACAGCAAGCGGUGCAGGAGGGGCCACGGCCUCCAAUGCCACGGUGGCCGGGAAACCUGGAGCGUACGAAGUGGACCCACUGGGCUGCCCUUUCACCAUUAAACUGUCCACACGGAAAGAACAUGAGGUCAGCUGUGACUACAGGCCAGUCCGUUGCCCCAACAACCCCUCCUGCCCCCCGCUGCUCACCAUGAACCUUGAGGCUCACCUCAAAGAAUGUGAGCACAUCAAAUGUCCACACUCUAAAUAUGGCUGUACGUUCAUCGGUAACCAAGACACGUAUGAAACACAUUUGGAGGUGUGUAAAUUUGAGGGGCUGAAAGAGUUUCUGCAGCAGACUGACGACAGGUUCCACGAGAUGCAGCUGACUCUGUCCCAGAAGGACCAAGACAUUGCUUUCCUGCGCUCCAUGUUGGGCAAACUGUCGGAGAAAUUAGAUCAGCUGGAGAAGAACAUGGAGCUCAAGUUUGAUGUGUUGGAUGAGAACCAGAGUAAACUGAGUGAGGACCUGAUGGAGUUUCGUAGAGAUGCCUCCAUGCUUAACGAUGAGUUGUCCCACAUAAAUGCCAGGCUCAAUAUGGGAAUCCUGGGCUCAUAUGACCCCCAGCAGAUCUUCAAGUGCAAGGGGACGUUUGUCGGCCACCAGGGUCCCGUGUGGUGCCUUUGUGUUUACUCCACUGGAGACUUGCUCUUUUCUGGAUCCUCAGAUAAGACUAUCAAGGUAUGGGACACCUGCACCACCUACAAGUGUCAGAAAACCCUCGAGGGUCACGAUGGCAUCGUUUUGGCUCUGUGUAUCCAGGGAAACAGGCUGUACAGUGGCUCUGCAGACUGCACCAUCAUCGUGUGGGACAUCCAGACCCUGCAGAAAGUCAAUACUAUCCGUGCCCAUGACAACCCAGUGUGUACACUUGUCUCCUCCCACAACAUGUUGUUCAGCGGCUCCCUCAAGGCCAUUAAGGUGUGGGACAUCGUGGGUACAGAGCUGAAACUGAAGAAGGAACUAACCGGUCUGAAUCACUGGGUGAGAGCACUGGUGGCUUCCCAGAACCACUUGUACAGUGGCUCAUACCAGACUAUCAAGGUGAGUGGACGCACA